Messenger RNA from Pseudopipra pipra, 3186 nucleotides. RefSeq names its product acyl-CoA synthetase family member 2 (gene ACSF2). The transcript has 22 exons. Lineage: Eukaryota; Metazoa; Chordata; Aves; Passeriformes; Pipridae. Gene Ontology annotation, molecular function: medium-chain fatty acid-CoA ligase activity. Gene Ontology annotation, biological process: fatty acid metabolic process. Bases 41 to 3025 code for a protein of 994 amino acids. The record is from RefSeq and is a predicted model, not a curated record.
GGCGGCUGCGGGGGGGGGGUUUCUGAGGGGAAGGGUCGCGAUGGCGGAGCUGCAGUCUGAGAGCGGCAGCGAGGAGGAGCUGCCCAGCCUGUCCUCCCUGCUGGAGCUCCACAAGCCGAGGCCCCCGCGGCCCCCGUCUCCCGACCCCGAAGUUGUGGUGGUGAGCAGCGGGGGCGAGGAGGCGGAGGAGGAGGUGGUGGUGGAGGAGGUCGCCGCUUUGCGUAGCAGGGUCGCGGCGAGAGGGGGAGCGGGUUCUGAGCCCUGCUGGCAGCCGGACGGGCUUUGCGCUAGCGGUGACCUGGUGGCUCCGGGCGGCGAAGGGCCGUGGGGAGACCCAGCGCCGUCUGGAGGAGGUUGUUGGGGCGGUGAAAACAGCACAUGCGGUGCUGAGGGACCUGCGCUGCCGGUCGGCCAAGACGAGCCCAGCAGCCCCCUGGUAAGCGGAGCAAGCACAGAAGCGUCCCCCCCUCCCAAGAAGCGACAGUAUAGUCAGAGGGAAAGGGCGGCAGUCUGCCAGGCUGCAUGGGAGAGGAGGAAAGAACGAGAAGCGAAGAGGAGGCUGCAGGAGGAGGAGAAAGAGAGGAAGAGAGCCCUUGCCAAGAUGCUGAAAGCUCAGCGGCCGGGAGAGUGCCAGAAAUACAUAACAGUGGUGCUGGAUCCAGCCCUCUUACAGGUAGAAGGUGGUGAGCAGAUCCUUAAGGCUUUGGAGGCUGCCAAUUAUUCCUGUGUGGUUGAGAACCAGGCUGUUCCCUGCAGCAUCACCUGGAGGAGAAAGACUGUGUCGUCUCAGAUGGGAGAUGAACGGACAGAAGAACUAAAUGUCCUGGUUCUGCUUGGCUUGGGGGAGUUUCUGUCCAUGGCUCAGAGUUACAAACAAAAUGUUGACAGCUGCACAGAAGGGCAGAAGAUGACCCUGCAGAGCUAUGUAGCUCACGUGAUGGAGAAGCUACCUGGGAAAAUUCUGGCUCUGGCAGUAGUUGGAGUAGAAAAUUAUUUCAGGUCCCUCGGAGUUCAGUCAAAACAGAGACUGCAACAGGCAGCAGCGCCUGGGAACCAAGAGGAGCAGAGAAAAGGGAGAAAAAGGAAAAUUAAGGAUUCUGGCCUGGAGUUAACCAGAAUGGACAUGGAAGAAGCCCUGGUGGAUCUGCAGCUGUGCACACAAGUCCAGGUCAGCUUUUUUGACAGCUGUGAGGAGCUCGGGGAAUAUGCCACUAUGUUCACAAAAGCUGUGGCUGAGGCACCAUUCAAUGCCCUGCAUACAAAGGUGCCCCCUGUCUCCCCUGGAGUGACCAACAGCUAUGUCCAGGGGCCCUUAGACGUUCCCCUUCUCGACAAAACUGUGGGCCAGUGCCUGGAGGAGACGGUCGAGCGGUUCCCCGACCGCGAGGCCUUGGUGUUCUGCCGGGAUGGGGUUCGGAGGACGUUUGCCCGGUUCAAAGAGGAGGUGGACCAAGCAGCAGCUGGGCUUCUGGCUCUUGGCCUAAAGAAAGGAGACCGGCUGGGGAUGUGGGGACCCAAUAAAUACGAGUGGGUUCUCAUGCAGUUUGCAACGGCCCAGGCAGGAAUCAUCCUGGUAUCUGUGAAUCCAGCCUACCAGGCCUCUGAGCUGGAGUUUAUCCUCAAGAAGGUUGGCUGUAAGGCACUGGUGUUCCCCACUCAAUUUAAAACACAGAAAUACUAUGAUAUUCUGAAGCAGUCAUGUCCUGAGAUAGAAAAAUCCAGUCCAGGGGGAAUAAAGAGCAAAAGGCUACCUGACUUAUCCAUUGUUAUCAUGUUGGACUCCAAGCUGCCUGGCACCUUCCACAUGGAUGAAGUGAUGCAGGCUGGGGACAGCAGCCAGGUGAAGCAGCUAAGAGCAGUGGAGCAGACCCUGUCCUGCAAUGAGCCCAUCAACAUCCAGUUCACUUCAGGCACAACGGGAAGCCCCAAAGGAGCCACCCUCUCCCACAGGAACAUUGUGAAUAAUGCCCAUCUGAUCGGUCUGAGGCUGGGGAUCACACAGCAGGACCAUCGCUUCUGCGUCCCUGCACCCCUCUAUCACUGCCUGGCGUCGGUGGGAGGCUGCAUGGUGAUGGCCCUGCACGGGUCCUGCUGCAUCUUCUCAUCUCCCAGCUUCGAGGGGAAGGCUGCGCUGGAGGCCGUGUCUCGAGAGAAAUGCACCUUCCUCCUUGGCACACCGACCAUGUUCAUAGACAUGCUCUCCCAGCCAGACUUUGACUCCUACGACCUGUCAUCUCUCCAGGGAGGAAUCAUUGCAGGUUCUCCUGUUCCCCCUGAGAUCAUGAAGACAAUUAUGACCAAGAUGCACAUACCAAAGCUCGUGGGUAGCUGCUCAGCUGGUUCUUGUCCAGGUGGAGGACAGCAAGGUUUUCUACAUCCUCCAUGGCCCCAGGUUGCUUAUGGGACCACGGAAAACAGCCCUGUCACCUUCAUGGGGUUCCCCAAUGACAGCAUGGACCGGAGAACCGAGACAGUGGGAUACAUCUUCCCCCACACAGAGGCAAAAAUUGAGGAUCCAGAAACAGGGAAGUCUAUGCCUCUGAACACGCCAGGGGAGCUUCUUAUCCGUGGCUACUGCGUCAUGUUGGGCUACUGGAAUGACCCUGCCAAGACAAGUGAAGUUAUCACUGCUGAGAGGUGGUACAAGACAGGGGACCUCGGGAGCCUGGAUGAGCACGGCUACUGCAAAAUUAUAGGCCGCUGCAAGGACAUGAUUAUUCGUGGUGGAGAGAACAUCUACCCAGCAGAACUUGAGCAGUUUCUCCACACCCAUCCCAAGGUUGAGGAGGUCCAGGUGGUUGGUGUGAAGGAUUCGAGGAUGGGAGAAGAGGUAUGUGCCUGCAUCCGACUGAGGGCUGGGCAGAACUGCACUGAGGAAGAGAUGAAGGCUUUCUGCAAAGGGAAGAUUUCCCAUUUCAAGAUCCCACGUUAUUUUGUGUUUGUGAACCAGUACCCACUCACUGUCUCAGGCAAGAUUCAGAAAUACAAGUUGAGGGAGCAGAUGGAGAAGCUCCUUCAGCUCUGAGAUUGGGAAGGCAGAGCAAAAACAGGGAUAAAUCAACUGGAGGACCAGCAACUCUCAGUCUGCUUUUCACCUGUGCCUUGGGCUAUGCAGUGGAGACCUUCCCUCCCUGACAUCAGGCUGAUGGCACUUUUAGUCAAUAAAACAGAGCGCCUUUUUUUUCC